CUAAAACCAACUCAACAGACAGCUUAUAUGUAAAAGACGAGUCAGCGUAAAACAAUUUCAAUUUUGAAAGAGAAGCCCCUCCAUUUUCUCUCUCCUUGUCAUUUUCUCAACGCAUUUUCAAUACAAUUAGCUUAUUCUUCUUCUUUGUCUGAAAACCCCCAAACUCUAACUUAACCCAAAAUUCCUUCUUUCUUCUUCCUCAAGAUCUAAUAAUGGUGGAGGAGCCUUAUUCUUAACUUCGCAACAUCGUCAUUCAACUUCAGUAGGAUCAUGGCGUCACGAGAUGCUGCUAGAUAUAAAAGAACUGACGAUUCCAGUAAGGGGAAGUUGUUAAAUGAAAUCGAAAGUAUUAGCAAGGCACUCUAUUUGGACAGGAAUCCGUCAAAAAGCUCCUCUUCUGCAGCUAGAAGUCUGCCUAGAACAGUUGAUAAGAAUAAUGUAUUGGUGUCCAAUCCAACAUCAAAGCAUGGCGGUGAUGUCCCCUCAACCAAGGAGAAGAAGUCGAUUUGGAAUUGGAAACCUUUGAAGGCUUUUUCCCAUGUCAGAAAUCGAAGGUUUAAUUGUUGCUUUAGUCUUGAAGUCCAUAAAAUUGAAGGGUUGCCCUCUAAAUUCAAUGAUAUUAGCAUUUGUGUUCAUUGGAAGAGAAGGGAUGGAGAAGUAGUCACUAGCCCAAUCAAGGUUAUCAAAGGAGCCGCUGGAAUUGAGCAGAAACUAACUCAUACUUGUUCAGUUUAUGGCAGUAGGAGUGGUCCACACCAUUCUGCCAAGUAUGAGGCGAAGCAUUUUUUAAUUUAUGCGGCAGUUUAUGGGCAUCCAAGGGUUGAUUUAGGAAAGCAUCGUGUUGAUCUCACAAGGCUGCUUCCACUUACAUUGGAGGAGUUGGAGGAUGAGAAGAGUUCUGGGACAUGGACAACAAGCUUUAAGCUAUCAGGUGAGGCAAAAGGUGCUGUCAUGCAUGUUAGUUUUGGAUAUUUGGUGCUAGGGGAUGGUACUGCUCAUAAUAACAAGAAUAUGCUUCAACUUUUGGACUCAAAGUCAACUGCCAGGAAUCAUGUAAAAUCUAAUCAAGGUGAUGGGAAGAGCUCGAUGAGGCGUGCUGGAAGCCUUCCUUCAAAUUUAAAGUCAUCUACAACAACUCGUUUUAUGGAUGAUGUAAAAGUUCUCCAUGAGGUUCCAUCUUCAAAAAUGUCUGAAUUAUCUAGCUCUGUAAGCAUGCUGUAUCAAAAGUUUGAUCAGGAGGACUCAGACUCCUUGGUUGAAGAUAAGCGUGAAAUUCAAGUGCCUACAGAUGAUGACAAACCUGUAAAGUCAUCUCAUUGCUCUCCAUCAGAAUCUAAUCAGGAAAAUAUGUUGAAUGAUGAGAAUUCUGAGUUUUCAUUUGUUGAGAAGGGGGUGGAAUAUUUGGAGGAGAAGACAACAUUAGUGGAGGAUGGGGAAAAGGUUGUUAAUAAUCAAGAUGUGAUGGAGGAUGGGGCAAAGGUUGUUGAUAAUCAAGAUGUGGUGGAGGAUGGGGCAAAGGUUGUUGAUAAUCAAGAUGUGGCGGAGGGUGGGGCAAAGGUUGUUAAUAAUCAAGACGUGGUGGAGGAUGGGGCAAAGGUUGUUGAUUAUCAAGACGUGAUUGAGGAUGGGACAAAGGUUGUUGAUAAUCAAGAUGUGGAGGAUGGGGCAAAGGUUGUUGAUAGUCAAGAUGUGGAGGAUGGGGCAAAAAUUGUUGAUAAUCAAGAUGUAAUGAGCUCUGAUCUUUCUGUAGUCUACAACAAUGCUGGAGUAUCUUGUCAAAUGGAAGCUGACUUCAAAAGAGAUGAAUAUGUAACAAAUGAUUCCAACUUCGCAGAAAAGAGUAUGUGCACCAAAGAAUCACUUCUAGAAGAUCUGGAGUCAGUUUUGAGCAAUGUUGCUGACCUUGAGAAAGAAGGAUUAGACACCUCAGAGGCCAAAAGUGAAUCGAGCGAUCAAGAAAACCAGAAUGAGGAUGAGCCAAACAUGGUAAUGCCUUCAGUUAGCUUGGAUGACCUUGCAGACACUGUUGCUGAUGAAUUUCUAAGCAUGCUCGGAGUGGAAGAUUCUUCCUUUGCCCUUGAUUAUGAAACGGAGCCUGAGUCUCCAAGAGAGCGUCUCUUGAGAGAAUUCGAAAAGGAAGCAGAGGCUAGUGGUUGUUCGUUAUUUGGUUUUGAUAUUGAUGAAGAGGAAAUGGAAGAUUAUGACUAUUAUGCUCCCACUAUUUCUGGGUGGGAGGAGUAUUCUGAGGAUUCUGAUUUCUUAACAGUAGAUCAGCAUGAAUAUCCCAAGAUUAGGGCCAAAGUUAUGGAAGAUUUGGAAACACAAGAACUUAUGCAAGAAUGGGGCUUGGACGAGAUGGCUUUCCAGAGCUCUCCACCAGACAAUAGAGGUGGCUUUGGCAGUCCUAUUGAUCUCCCUCCUAUAGAAUCUUUACAGUUACCUUCCCUUGGAGAAGGCUUAGGUCCAUUUGUUCAAACCAAGACCGGAGGAUUUUUGCGAUCCAUGAACCCUAACCACUUUACGAAUGCCAAGAGUGGUGGCAGCCUAAUCAUGCAGGUAUCUAGUCCUGUUGUGGUUCCUGCUGAGUUGGGGUCUGGGGUAAUAGAUAUAUUACAGAAUUUGGCUUCAAUAGGACUUGAAAAGUUAUCUGUGCAAGCCAGUAAGUUAAUGCCUUUGGAAGAUAUCACUGGAAGAACAAUGCAACAAAUAGCUUGGGAAGCUGUACCUCGUGUGGAAGCGUCUGAAAGCCAAUAUAUGCUUCAAGAUGAGCGAAGAGAUGGCCUUCAUAUAUCUGAUGGAAAUAAACAAGUUAAACAACCUUCUUCUUGCCGGAAAUCUAAAAAAACUAGUGCAAGCUUGUAUUUUGAUGAGGGACAGUCAGAAUUUGUAUCUUUAGAAGAUUUAGCACCAUUGGCAGUGGAUAAGAUUGAAGCACUAUCAAUUGAGGGUUUGAGAAUACAGUCUGGCAUGUCAGAUGAGGAGGCACCUUCAAACAUCAAUGCUCAGUCUAUCGGGGAAGUCUCAGCUGUUGAAAGGAAAGGUAUAACUUCCAUUGCGUCGAUGGGUUUGGAGGGAGCUGCAGGAUUGAAGCUAUUAGCCCUUGAGAACAGUGGGGUUGAUAGCGAUGAUGGGCUAAUGAGUUUAUCUUUAACAUUGGAUGAAUGGAUGAAGCUGGAUUCUGGUGAAAUUGACGAAGAUGAGCGACUAAGUGAGAGGACUUCAAAGCUUUUAGCUGCCCACCAUGCCAAAAACACAGAUUUAAACAUGUUUGGGAGGAAGGGAGAUAAAAAGCAGGGUAAAGGUUCUGGAAGGAGGUGUGGCUUAUUAGGUAACAAUUUCACUGUUGCCUUGAUGGUCCAACUUCGUGAUCCCUUAAGAGACUAUGAGCCAGUUGGCACACCAAUGCUUGCUCUGAUUCAAGUGGAAAGGGUUUUUGUUCCUCCGAAGCCAAAGAUAUACAGCACAGUUUCUGCACCAAAAGACAGCAGUGAUGAAGAUGAUCUUGAGUCAGUUACCAAGGAAGAGAAGAAGCAGGAGCCUGAAGAGAAAACCCCAGAACAGGACUUUAUUCCUCAGUACAAAAUCAGUGAGGUGCAUGUUUCAGGUUUAAAAACUGAGCUUGGUAAGAAAAAGCUGUGGGGCAGUAGUGCGCAACAGCAAUCAGGAUCACGUUGGUUGCUUGCAAAUGGCAUGGGGAAGGGGAAAACUUCAUUUACGAAGCCAAAGAUUGCUGCCAAAUCUUCAUUGCCAGCCACAGUUGCAUCUCAGCCAGGUGAUACCUUAUGGAGUAUUUCUGCUAAGUUUCAUGGCAGUGGAGCCAAAUGGAAACAAUUAGCUGCACUUAAUCCGCAUAUCCGAAACCCAAAUGUUAUACUUCCAAAUGAAACCAUCAAGCUUCGAUAAAUGGAAUGUGGAAUUUAGUGUGACUUCUGGACUUGAUAUUCCACAUGAGGCAUUUCAUUUUUUGCCUGUUUCUGCCUAUUGUUGGAGAGGUUGUGCAAUUCUAUGAUAUUAUCUGUUGUGCGGGAAAUUCUUAUACCCCUGGGUUAAGUUAAACAAAUGCAAAACAAUGUGAAUUAGUGUACAUUGGUUAUGAUGUAAAGCCAUAGAUAUAGAAAAGUGGUGUGGGAAAUUGUUUUUCCGAUGAAAUGUGAUGAUGGCAAAUGUAUUGUGUGUAUGGGAACAGCAGCCUUUUUGGUAGAUUUGGGCCAUUGGAUUUUUAUCCAUUUUGAUUUAUCUCCUGAAAUAUAAUAAAUCCUUAUCAGCUGCAUAUA
Molecule: messenger RNA, 4274 nt
Organism: Chenopodium quinoa (quinoa)
Lineage: Eukaryota; Viridiplantae; Streptophyta; Magnoliopsida; Caryophyllales; Amaranthaceae
Product: protein PLASTID MOVEMENT IMPAIRED 1-RELATED 1-like
Exons: 3
Coding region: 271-3903 (1210 amino acids)
Source: RefSeq, a predicted model, not a curated record